AUGAGCGAAGAUACAAAGAGUAUAGACGGAGCGUCUUAUGCUGAGCAGAUUCUAGAGGCAGCUAGAAGAAACAACACGGAAUUGUUAUUGUCUAUUAAGGCAGAUUUGAACAACGAUCAAGAGAAGCUAUCUAAGUUGAUAAAUGAUACUCGUGAAAAAAUUAGUCAAAACUCACCAUUGCAUAUUGCUUGUCAAUUAGGAAACUGGGAAUUCAUAGAUAUAGUUUUGGAUAUAGAGGGGGUUGAAAUUGAUCCAGUUAAUCGAGAGGGAGACACUCCGCUUCACUUAGCGGUGAAAUAUACCACUACAGAGCCAGAACACGGCUACUUUAUCGUUGAUAACUUAUUGGAUGCCGGGUCGGAUCCAAGAAUUAAAGACAAGAGCAAUUUAAAGCCCAUUGAUUAUGCUAGUAAAGAUAACGUCAAGUUAAAGGAGUUGUUAGAAAGCUCAGAGUAUGCCAUCUCUAUGGAAGAAGAAGCACCGGAAGAAUUAGCUUCGACUGAAGAUUUUGAGGACGGGGAUGAUGAUGACGAAGAUGAGGAAGGAACUCCCUCUGACUCAGAUUAG
Priceomyces carsonii is the source of this 567-nucleotide messenger RNA. RefSeq lists its product as uncharacterized. Gene Ontology annotation, molecular function: protein binding; transcription cis-regulatory region binding. The coding region runs from base 1 to 567 and encodes 188 amino acids. Gene Ontology annotation, cellular component: nucleus. The record is from RefSeq and is a predicted model, not a curated record. Gene Ontology annotation, biological process: positive regulation of transcription by RNA polymerase II. The transcript has a single exon. Lineage: Eukaryota; Fungi; Ascomycota; Pichiomycetes; Serinales; Debaryomycetaceae.